Molecule: messenger RNA, 3541 nt
Organism: Varroa destructor (honeybee mite)
Lineage: Eukaryota; Metazoa; Arthropoda; Arachnida; Mesostigmata; Varroidae
Product: sodium/potassium-transporting ATPase subunit alpha-B pseudogene
Source: RefSeq, a predicted model, not a curated record
AGAGAUCUGUGUUGUAUACUUUGUUAACUGUUUUCGGUAAAUAAGAGUUAGACAGUGUGAGCCCCUGUUUCGAGAAAUAGAUUUCGUCGUCUGCUUUGACAGCGCCUUUCUCGCGUAGAGAGAGCCUAAAUCGUCUCGCAACGCGUAGGGUGCAAUGAGCGAAAGGUCUUCGAACAUUUCGACUUCCUCGACGAGUCCUCUAACUGAACUCGAUUCGACCACAUGCAUUAAUAACGUAGACUUGCUAAGCGGUGGCAAAGGCAAGGCCAAAGUCGGACAACCUAUCAAGAGGCCUGGCACCCGCUAUGAAAGAGCCGAGAAGUCUCCGAACCGUGACAAGGUUCAGAAUCAGCCUUCGAGGAAUUCUACCGCCCAAAACAACGGCGGAAACAAGCCUGGCGCCAGUAACUCGAGGUUUUCGGCUGAGUCGGCAAAGGUUCAGAGGCAUAAAGAGAAGGAUAAAGAUGACAAAAGAAACAUUGAAUAUCUCAAAAAGGAGCUGGAAAUGGAUGAGCACAAGAUUGCUCUGGAAAAACUGUAUCAGAGACUAGGAACUAACCCAGCAACUGGCUUAAGCGCUAAGGCAGCGAAGCAACGCUUAAAAAGAGACGGCCUUAAUACACUGACUCCACCGAAGAAGACAUCAGAAUGGGUAAAAUUUUUUCAUCACCUUUUUGGAGGGUUUUCCCUGCUUCUUUGGGCAGGGGCGAUAUUAUGCUUUAUAGCUUAUACGAUACAGGAGAUGAAUUCGCCUGUAGCAUCAGCCAAAGAUAAUUUCUAUCUCGGAGUCGUUUUAGCAUCUGUCGUGAUUAUAUCUAGCGCUUUCUCAUACUAUCAGGAAUCAAGCUCGUCGAAAAUUAUGGAAUCAUUUAAAAAGAUGAUUCCGCAGCAUGCUAUGGUUGUCAGGGAUGGUCAGAAGUUACAGAUUCUUGCAGAAGAAUUAGUCGUCGGAGAUAUUGUCGAAAUAAAAGGCGGUGACAGAGUUCCGGCAGACUUACGGAUUAUAGAGUGCACCAGCCUCAAGGUAGACAACUCUUCAAUCACAGGCGAAUCGGAACCACAGCCCGCCAGUGUUAAGAUGAUGAAUCCAAAUCCAUUGGAGGCUAAAAACAUCGUGUUCUUUUCGACAAAUUGCUUGGAAGGAGUUGGACGAGGUGUAGUGAUUUACACCGGCGACCGCACAGUUGUAGGACGAAUCGCCAAUUUGGCCGAAGGUCUUCAGACAAACCAAACUCCGAUCGGUCGCGAGAUAGCACAUUUUAUUCACAUCAUUAGCACGUUUGCCAUCGCUCUCGGGAUAACUUUUUCUAUCAUUGCCUUAAGCAUGGGCUAUUUUUGGUUGGACGCGAUUGUCUUCCUGAUAGGAAUCAUCGUUGCAAACGUACCCGAGGGCCUUCUGGCAACGGUAACAGUGUGCUUAACGCUCACUGCUCAACGGAUGGCUGCCAAAAAUUGCCUUGUAAAAAACUUGGAAGCUGUUGAAACUCUCGGCUCGACCUCAACCAUCUGCUCGGACAAAACCGGCACGUUGACGCAAAAUCGUAUGACUGUGUCGCAUAUGUGGCUCGACUACAAGAUCAUAGACUCCGACACGAGAGAGUCGGGUGUCGGCAUGAGAUACGACAACGCAUCAGUUACGUGGCGAUUACUUACUCGCGCUUGCAUGUUAUGUUCGCGAGCAGAAUUUAAGCCUGGACAGGAAAAUGUACCGAUACUCAAACGGGACUGCACAGGUGAUGCAUCUGAACAAGCGAUACUCAAGUGUAUGGAACAAAGUGUUGGUGACGUGGCGGGCUACCGAAAACGUAAUCGCAUGGUUUAUGAAGUACCAUUCAAUUCGAGCAAUAAGUACCACGUUACCAUUCAUGAGCCACACAGCGCCGAUCUGCCCGUAAUUAACAACACUUCAAAUGAAUCGGAUUAUAUUACUUACAGCCUCUGCAUGAAAGGUGCUCCUGAAAGAAUUAUCGAACGCUGUUCAUCGAUUGUUAUCAAUGGCGAGGAAGUUAUUCUAGACCAUGCUGCCAGGUCGGCCUUUCAAAACACUUACAAAACCCUGGGCUCUUAUGGAGAGCGUGUGCUUGGCGUCUGCGAUUACGAGCUGCGUGCCCGCAAAUACCCUAAAGGUUAUAAGUUUAAUAGUGAGAAAGAGAACUUUCCUCUAACGAACCUUCGUUUUCUCGGUCUCGUUUCGAUGGUUGACCCUCCUCGUGCUGCUGUCCCAAAUGCUGUUGCCAAAUGCCGAUCGGCUGGAAUUAAGGUCAUCAUGGUAACCGGUGAUCACCCAAUCACAGCAAGAGCUAUCGCUAGAGCAGUCGGAAUAAUCUCUGCUGACAAUGAAACGAUCGAAGAUAUAGCUGAGAGGUACGAAAUACCCAUCAAUGAGUUAGACCCCCUAGAAGCAGAUGCCGCUGUUAUCCAUGGCGAAAAACUUCGUACGAUGACCAAUGAGGAACUUGAUACGAUUAUAAAUCGUUUCGACGAGCUCGUAUUUGCUCGUACAUCUCCCCAGCAGAAGCUGAUCAUUGUUGAGAGUUGCCAACGGCAAGGGCACGUGGUGGCUGUAACAGGCGACGGCGUAAACGACUCGCCAGCGCUGAAGAAGGCGGAUAUCGGUAUUGCAAUGGGCAUUACAGGAUCGGACGUAUCAAAACAGGCCGCUGAUAUGAUUCUUCUCGAUGACAAUUUUGCCUCGAUUGUCACGGGGGUUGAGGAAGGUCGAAUAAUUUUUGACAACUUGAAAAAGUCGAUUGCGUAUACACUUACGUCGAAUAUUCCCGAAGUAACACCGUUCCUAUUUUUCAUCGUUAUAAGCAUGCCCCUUGCUCUGGGUACAUUUACGAUACUUUUCAUCGAUCUCGGUACUGACUUGGUUCCAGCUAUUUCGCUUGCCUACGAACAAGCCGAGUCUGAUAUCAUGACACGUGCUCCGCGAAAUGCCCAACGAGAUCGACUAGUUAACGAAAGGUUGAUUUCAAUGGCUUAUGGACAGAUUGGCAUGAUUCAAGCAGCAGCUGGUUUUUACUCGUAUUUCUGCAUAAUGGGUGAAAAUGGAUUUUGGCCGUCGCGUCUAAUAGGCAUCCGCAAGCAGUGGGAUGCGAAACACGUAAAUGACCUUGAGGAUUCGUAUGGUCAAGAGUGGACCUUCCCUAAGCGUAAGGCACUUGAAUACACCUGUCACACGGCCUUUUUUGUAACAAUUGUCGUUGUACAAUGGGCCGAUUUGAUUAUCUGCAAGACUCGACGCAAUUCGCUUAUCCACCAGGGAAUGCGCAACCACGUAUUGAACUUUAGCCUGCUAUUCGAAACGGUGUUCGCUGCCUUCCUAACAUACUGCCCCGGUAUGGACAAAGCUUUAAGGAUGUAUCCCCUGAAUGCACUUUGGUGGUUCUAUGGACUACCGUUUGCACUAGUGAUUUUUGUAUUUGAUGAGGUUCGCCGAUACAUCCUUCGCAACAACCCGGGUGGAUGGGUUGAGGGCGAGACAUUUUACUAGUAAUCGUUUUUCCGUAAUAAUGUUUUCUAUGUUUGAGUACAUUUA